Ananas comosus (pineapple) is the source of this 1335-nucleotide messenger RNA. RefSeq lists its product as uncharacterized. The coding region runs from base 122 to 1090 and encodes 322 amino acids. The transcript is spliced from 3 exons. The record is from RefSeq and is a predicted model, not a curated record. NCBI's taxonomy places the organism in Eukaryota, Viridiplantae, Streptophyta, Magnoliopsida, Poales, Bromeliaceae. Gene Ontology annotation, cellular component: cytosol. Gene Ontology annotation, biological process: response to desiccation.
AGGGGGUCUCUGUACAUUUUUACCAAAUACUAAUUACAAGGCCGACGACCCCUCUCGCUCCGCUAAUAUCCUCCGAUCCCGAUCAAAAUCGUUCGCUUUUUUGGAUCGAAUUUCGAAAGGCAUGGCAUCCUCCGACAACCCAGAGAUAAAGGAAGUAAGAGUAGAUAGAGAGAACAAGGAGGAAGACAAGGAAGAAGAGAAGGGUGGUUUCAUGGAGAAGGUUAAAGAUUUUAUUCAGGACAUUGGCGAGAAGAUCGAGGGGGCGAUAGGGUUCGGAAAGCCAACUGCAGAUGUCACCGGUGUCCACAUUCCCCACAUCAAUCUAGAGAAGGCUGAGAUCGUUGUCGAUGUUCUGAUUACAAACCCCAAUCCUGUCCCGAUCCCUCUCGUAGACAUAGACUACUUAAUUGAAAGUGACGGACGUAAACUCGUGUCGGGUUUAAUCCCUGACGCGGGAACAAUACAUGCUCAUGGUUCAGAGACCGUCAAGAUACCUGUAGUACUUAUCUAUGACGAUAUCAAGAGCACAUACAAAGAUAUCGAGCCCGGAAGCAUCAUCCCCUAUAAGAUAAGGGUUGCUCUCAUUGUGGAUGUGCCUAUUCUCGGAAGGCUCACCUUGCCUCUAGAGAAGACCGGUGAGAUUCCCGUGCCUUAUAAGCCAGAUGUUGAUGUUGAAAAGAUAAAGUUUGAAAAAUUCUCGUUCGAGGAAACGACUGCCAACCUCCAUUUGAAAUUGGAUAACAAAAAUGACUUCGACUUGGGACUCAAUGCACUGGAUUAUCAGAUUUGGCUCACAGACGUGAGCAUUGGAUCUGCCGAGCUCACUCAAUCCACGAAACUUGCGAAGCGUGGAAUUACUUCAAUGCAGCUUCCGAUUUCUUUCAAGCCGAAGGACUUCGGAUCCGCUCUUUGGGAUAUGCUUAGGGGGAGGGGUACUGGUUAUACCAUAAAAGGAAAUAUUGAUGUGGACACUCCUUUCGGGAACAUGAAGUUGCCCAUCAGCCGAGAGGGUGGAACUACGCGCCUCAAGAAGGGUGAUGAUGACGACGACGGCGAGGACUAUGCUCGGAUACAAAAAACUGUGAAGUGAUAAAGAUACAGUAGAGAUACAAAUACAAGGAUUGCGCGCGAGAGACCUUCUUAUAUUCCUAAAUUUUCACAUCCUAUUUUAGCUUCUUAUUACUGGUUUCUGUUCAUUCAAAACCAUGUGUUAUGUGAUAUUUCUGCGCCAGCUUUUUGGUAUCCUUCUUUCAGAGUUGUAUUUUUUGGUAUUUGGCAUGUGAUUCUUCGUGUCUUGAUUAUAUGUUUAUAUCUAAUCUGAUGGUAAACAGAGAA